This is a messenger RNA of Macaca mulatta (Rhesus monkey), 7808 nucleotides long. RefSeq names its product Myb like, SWIRM and MPN domains 1 (gene MYSM1). NCBI's taxonomy places the organism in Eukaryota, Metazoa, Chordata, Mammalia, Primates, Cercopithecidae. Gene Ontology annotation, molecular function: metallopeptidase activity; protein binding. The record is from RefSeq and is a predicted model, not a curated record.
CAUUUUCGUCUCGCGGGAUCUCUCGGGAGGAUAGACGGGGUCAGGUCCCAUCAUGGCGGCGGAAGAGGCUGAUGUGGAUAUCGAAGGGGACGUGGUAGCGGCGGCGGGGGCACAGCCAGGAGGUGACAAAAAUACAGCAUCAGUUUUACAAAAAGAUCACUAUCUUGAUUCAUCUUGGAGAACAGAGAAUGGCCUUAUUCCUUGGACCUUGGAUAACACCAUCAGUGAAGAGAACAGAGCUGUUAUUGAGAAAAUGUUGUUGGAAGAAGAAUAUUAUUUAUCUAAAAAAUCACUACCGGAAAAAGUCUGGCUUGAUCAAAAGGAAGAUGAUAAAAAAUACAUGAAGAGUCUGCAGAAAACAGCAAAAAUCAUGGUACAUUCUCCUACAAAACCAGCCAGUUACUCAGUAAAGUGGACGAUAGAAGAAAAAGAGCUGUUUGAACAAGGGCUGGCUAAAUUUGGCCGAAGAUGGACCAAAAUUUCAAAGCUAAUUGGAAGCCGCACUGUUUUACAAGUGAAGAGCUAUGCAAGACAGUAUUUUAAAAAUAAGGUCAAAUGCGGUCUGGAGAAAGAAACACCCAAUCAGAAGAACGGCCAUAAUCUUCAAGUUAAAAAUGAAGAUAAAGGGACAAAGGCAUGGACACCAUCAUGUUUAAGGGGACGUGCUGAUCCCAAUUUGAAUGCUGUAAAAAUUGAAAAGUUAUCUGAUGAUGAAGAAGUAGACAUCACAGAUGAGGUGGACGAGUUGUCUUCUCAAACACCCCAAAAUAAUUCUAGCAGUGAUCUCUUCUUAGACUUUCCUAAUAGUAAAAUGCAUGAAACCAAUCAAGAAUUCAUUGCUUCUGACAGCCAGGAAGCUCUCUUUUCCAAGCCUUCCAGGGACUGUCUUCAAAAUGAAAAGCAAGAUGAAAUACUUUCAAGCUCAGAAAUUACACUGUGGACUGAGAAACAGAGCAACAGUGACAAAAAAUCAGUCGAAUUAAAUGACCAGAAAUUUAAUGAAUUGAUUAAAAACUGCAACAAGCAAGAUGGAAGGGGAAUAAUAGUUGAUGCCAGGCAGUUGCCUUCUCCAGAGCCUUGUGAAAUUCAGAAAGAUUUGAAUGAUAAUGGAAUGCUUUUUCCUUCUUCUUGCCAAGUGGUAGAGGAAAGUCAUGAGGAAGAAGAGCUUAAGCCACCAGAACAGGAAAUAGAAAUAGAUAGAAAUAUCAUUCAAGAAGAAGAAAAACAAGCAAUUCCUGAGUUUUUUGAGGGGCGCCAAGCUAAAACACCAGAACGCUAUUUGAAAAUUAGAAAUUACAUUUUGGAUCAAUGGGAGAUAUGCAAACCGAAAUACUUAAAUAAGACCUCAGUACGUCCUGGCCUGAAGAACUGUGGGGAUGUUAAUUGUAUUGGACGGAUUCAUACAUACCUCGAAUUGAUAGGAGCAAUCAAUUUUGGAUGUGAACAGGCUGUGUAUAAUAGGCCACAAACAGUUGACAAAGUACGAAUCAGAGACAGAAAAGAUGCAGUAGAAGCAUACCAACUUGCCCAGCGUCUGCAGUCUAUGCGUACAAGGAGACGUAGGGUCCGAGACCCAUGGGGAAACUGGUGUGACGCAAAGGACUUAGAAGGACAAACGUUUGAGCAUCUCUCUGCUGAGGAGUUGGCAAAAAGAAGAGAAGAGGAAAAAAGCAGACCUGUUAAAUCUUUAAAAGUGCCAAGACCAACAAAAAGCUCAUUUGAUCCCUUCCAACUGAUACCUUGUAAUUUUUUUAGUGAAGAAAAGCAGGAGCCAUUUCAGGUGAAAGUGGCUUCAGAAGCACUUUUAAUAAUGGAUUUGCAUGCUCAUGUUUCUAUGGCAGAAGUGAUUGGUCUGUUAGGAGGAAGAUACUCAGAAGUUGAUAAAGUAGUUGAAGUCUGUGCAGCAGAACCAUGUAACAGUCUGAGUACAGGACUACAGUGUGAGAUGGAUCCUGUAUCACAAACACAGGCCUCAGAAACCUUGGCUGUUAGAGGCUACAGUGUUAUUGGAUGGUAUCAUUCUCAUCCUGCUUUUGAUCCUAAUCCUUCCUUACGAGAUAUUGACACACAAGCUAAAUACCAGAGCUACUUCUCCAGAGGAGGUGCAAAGUUCAUUGGAAUGAUUGUUAGUCCCUAUAAUCGAAAUAAUCCCUUACCAUAUUCUCAGAUUACCUGCCUGGUUAUAAGUGAGGAAAUUAGCGCAGAUGGCUCUUACCGCUUACCUUACAAAUUUGAAGUACAGCAGAUGUUAGAAGAACCUCAGUGGGGAUUAGUAUUUGAAAAGACAAGAUGGAUAAUAGAAAAAUACAGGCUCUCCCAUAGCAGCGUCCCCAUGGAUAAAAUCUUUCGCCGGGAUUCUGACCUGACUUGUUUGCAGAAACUUUUGGAGUGUAUGAGGAAGACUCUGAGCAAAGUGACCAAUUGCUUUAUGGCUGAAGAAUUCUUGACUGAAAUAGAAAAUUUGUUCCUUUCCAAUUAUAAAAGCAACCAAGAGAAUGGAGUAACCGAAGAGAACUGUACAAAGGAAUUGUUAAUGUGAUUAUUUUAAAGUUAAGACAUUUUAAUCUUGACACAGUAGAUCUUACUUUCAAAGUUAUAACCUUGAAGUGAUUGUGGUUAACAUUGGCACAGCUUUGGUAUUUUUUCUCUAUUUCACAAAAUUCAAACUUUGCCACAUAAAUCAUGUGAAAAGGAAGAGAUACAGAUUUGCUUUUAUACAGUGAUGAUCAGAGUGUUCUGCAAACCAGGGUCCACCACGGUGUUCUAGACCUUUACUGAGCGAUGCUGUAGGCUGUGAAACUUAGGAGCCUGGUCGGCUUUACUGUUGUGUUCAGCUUGGGAUUUGGACUAUGUCUCUAAGUCAUUUCUUCCCUGAACUAGUCACUUAUGUUCCACUGUGGUAUCUCAUAUUUCAUUUAGAAGCACUUCGAUUCUUUCCAUAUGUUCUGGUGAGAUGUGUUGAUGGUUAUAAAUGAGAUAUGGAUGGGUGGUCACUGAGAUAAUUAAUGUGGUUUAGAACUACUGAUUAAUAAAUCUAACAACAGGAGGCCAAGAGAGGCAUGACAAGAAAAUCUUAAAAACAGGAAAAACCCAAAGGAGAAAUGACCAGUUUUUAAUCAUGGACACUUGCUUCCAUUUCAUUGUAUAGCAAAUGCCAUUUUCUCAGCUGUCUGAAAAAUUUUAACUAAUUUUACACACAUAAAAUAAUUAGCUUCAAUUGUGUGUCCACUUACAUUAGUAGGUUUGAUAAAACCUCAUUUAACUGGAACAUAGGUAAUCAUAACUCUCAAACUGUUUUUUUCUACUACCUACUAUUAGGAGAAAGAGGCAAAUGAUAAUAAAGCUGGAAUAAAUCAGAGAUUUAAUUUUUAGAACAAGCCUUUCAGGACAUACUACAUAUUCAGCCCAGUUUCAUAUGCUUUCUGAAUCUAUAAUGGAGGUCAGGGAACUUUUUUAAUGUAAAGGGCCAGUUUGUAAGUAAUGUUGGCUUUUCAGGCUGCAUGUGAUCUCUACAAGACAUUCUUCUUUGUCUUUUUUUUUUCAGCCCUUUAAAACUAUAAAAACCAUUGUUAACUCACAGGCCUCAUAAAACAUAGGUUGCUGGCUAUUAUUCUCCAACUCCUGAUCUAGAAAAUUUUAAACAUUAGAAUUUUGUUUUACAUUUGUUAAGCCUUACAUCAUCUUUAAAUGACACCAAAACUCAGAAUUGUGAUCUGCAUUUAAGCCCAUUUUAAAAUAAAAUAAGCAGUCAUGCUGCCUCAUUUAUUGAAAUUCAAUAGAUUUCAGUUUAUUUCUUAGUAGUCAGAGAAUUGAUUUAUACCUAUUCACCAAGCAUUCUUACUAAUGUUUCCUUAUAUCUAAACCAGAUUCAUUCUAUAUUUUUGCUUUGUUUGUAAUCAGUAGCCAAUGAAGAAUAAGGAGUAUUGGAAGAAGCAGUGAGCCAGGUUUAGGUGACCUGGUUCUUGUCUCAACUUUGUGAUUUGGGGAUGUCAACACAGUUUACUUUCCCUGAGCCUUAAUUCUUGUGUAACUGAAGUCUAACUUAACUUCUUAAUGUCCUUCCAGAACCAAAAUUAUAUUUGUUCAUUCUAAUUGUUGGACUACUCAUGUGAAGUUUAUAUUUUCAGUUAAUACAGUUUCCAAAUUAACAUACAUUUAAAAAAAGUUUCAGUUAAUACAGUUUACAAAUUAACAUACAUUAAAAAAAAACACACAGAAAUUUUUCCAUUUCUCUGUGUGCACUUAGGAUAAACAAUGAAGUAUAGCUUAUAAAACAAUUCGUUUGAGGGCUGAGAGUGUAAGAGUAACUAUACCAAAAGUCAGGAAACCUGAGCUCUUACCCUAACUCUGUUACCAACUUUGCUGUGUGACCUUAAUCAAAACAUAUAACCUGAACCCCACGCUCACCAGUAAAUCAAGGGCCUGAAUUUUAUGGCUUAGUAUUCCCUUCCAGGCUCAGAAGUUGCAUGGUUCUGUGAAAGGCAGUUCUUGAUUCCUUUGUACUCAUCUUCUUUUUGACCUGUUUCCUUAUGAUAUAUUGGUGAAAAAAUACAGAAAGUGUUUUAUAUUAGCUUUCUUGAUUGACAUUUCCCUAUAAUACUGAUGAAUUUGGGUAAUGGAAAGUAAUGGAAGUUGUUAAAAGUACUGCUCUCAAAUCUGAGUUUCCCUGUCCUGUGUGCCAAUGUUUAACCGUAUUUGCUAAUCUAAGCCAUAUUGUGAGGAUCUCAAGGAUGAUACUUGUCAAGAGUUUGGGGCCUUGAGAGCACAAUUUUCAAAGUAAUAUUUAGUAUUUUCUGACUAUAGAGUUCAUUUGUCUUGUAAAAUAUAUUUUAAAAUUACAGAGAAGUGUGAAGUACAAAUAUCUCAGUGCUACUAUUUAAAAAACGCAAUUAGUGUAUAAAUCCUUCCCCAUCUUUUUAACAGCAUAAUUUUAGUAUGUUAACAUUGGUUACUUUUUUAUCUCUUCUUCCAUCAUUUUCCCUGCUUCCUUUUUCUUUUGUCAUAUUCUUAAAACAAUUUUGCAACCACAGGUACCCACAUUGCUGUCACUGCCAGCCUUGGGCUACUACCGAGGAUAAUGGAGCCAGGGCCUUGGAGAAGCACAGAGGAAGUCUAGAACUGAGGGGGCCUAUGACACAGGAAGUUCAGGAUGCAGGGUCUCAAAGGAACACCUGCCUCUAAUGUUUACAGAAGUGAAGAAAGGACUAAGGGACUUAAAGACAUGCAGGUGUCUUCAUCCUGAUUCUGUCUUUAUUAUUGCGCAAUGGCUAUAAAAUAAUGAGCUUAAUUUUUUUUUUUGUUUUCUGGGUUGGCUAAUGGAAAUCGACGCUAGCACUUCCCCAAUAUUAGACUUACCUAAUUCCAAAGUAGCAUUCAAGGAAAGAAAAAGCAGUGGAGCAGGAUCAGUAAGCUCAGACUCUCCAUCUCCAUUAUUUUAGCCUUGACCAUUCUUCUCUAAUCCUUUUAAAUUAUCUUCAGUUUCCUGUUCAAAUUAUAUGGCUUCAGUUACAAUUUGUUUGACCCUGUAUUCAGAGCUGCAAUAUGAUUGUUGUGGGCCCUAGGUAGUUUUGCCUUCUUAGACCCCUUCUUCCAUACAAAAUUUAAAGUGAUAUUUUACAAUUGUGUUUGUAUGAAAUGAAUGUAUUAAUAUUUUAGAUUAAAACAUUUUGUUUAGUCUAAAAGUUCAGUGUUUUCUUAUGAGGCUAAAAAAAAAUUAAAAUAUUUUUCUGGGCUUCUAAAAUACUGUGGGCCUUAGGUACUGUGCGUAAUGGAUAAGUUGGCACUGCCUAUAUUCUGAAGGGCAUCACUGGAAAAAUAGCAGUCAUUAUUCUGUCCCCUUCUCCCACUAGCACAGUUCUUGGGGAAGCCUUUGCCACCCCAAGCAAGAGCACUAUAGUUUCCAUGGUUAUAGAUCUAUAGACUUGAACUUCCUUCCCAACCUAACCAAAACUCACGCGGGUUACUUGGGACCAUUCAUCUUCAGAAAAGAUAGGAAGCAGUGGUUUCUUUUAGUCUUCAGAUAUUUUGUUCUGGUCGGUCCCUAAUCUAUAGUUUUGAAACUCGUGCCGCACUUGAAAGGGAAACAUCCUACUACCUUUCUUUGCUCUCCAUUUCCCACAAACCCUUUCCUUCAUCGUCACUCCCUCCAUUCUUCUCAGCAUAUAGAUACAAGACCCUUCUUUCUAUUAUUUGUUGAGAGCUAGGCCUGUAGAAUAGAGAUGAACAGACCAUUCAUGUUUCCCUGAAGCUAUUUAAUGCUGCUCCCAGUCUUCUGUCCAUACCAUUCCUUCCCUGCCCCUAGGAGUGGGGUUAAGGUCUGUGACAUGCAGACUGUAAGCACAGUCAGAAUCUGCAGCUCUCAACCCAACAGAGACUGUGGCCUCAACAUGCCAACCGGAGCAGGUCUCCUCCUCUGCAUUACCUUCCUCCCAUUUCUCUUGCUGAGUCCUGAUGAGUUGAGCUGGAGGAACUAAUAGUCAGGAUGCCCUGGAAUUGAUGCUGCUCUGUUUUGUGCUCACAAAAGAGCCGUGUAACACAUGACCACCUGAGUUGAAGCCAUCCAGUCGCAAGUCAACAGACAGCAGUUGAUGGAAUUCUCAGUAGAAAUUCAGUAAGGGUGCCCACAUUUUUUUUUUCCACCUAUACUCUACCAAUAGCUAGAUUGGUCUAAAUCUAGAGUCACUUAUAUGGUAUUUAGGAAAACUUGUUUUAUCCAAGCACAAAGAAAAGCACAUACAUUUUUAUGAUCAUCUGCUUCGUCAGGGUAAAUAAAUGAUUUAAAAAGAAUUUUGAUCAGCAGCUCUAGUUUACCAGUACUUUAAUAUUAGUUUUCUUACAAAUUAAUAUAUUUUGCAAUAUUUCCAGAAAAUCAGUGCGGGAGAAUAAUAUAAUUUAGGAUAUAUUUCCUGACCUUUUCUUAAAUGGCUUUAUGUGCUAUUCCCCCACAUUCUGCUUUCUCUAUUUUCUUUUUUAUUUAACCUAUAAUUAUACUUUCUAGUAUAUUCUGAGUCUGUCUUCUAAGCCACCUUACAUUUUUCCUGGAACAAGAGAGGGAAUAAAUAUGUUGUCUCUUAAAUCAGGAGAAAAUAAAAAUAUCCCAGGGGAGCUGUGAUUAUGUCAAGAGCUCUAAACAGAAGUUUGAGAAGGUAAAAUUAAGUUAUAAUGUCUGAGUUGUUUUUAUUUUCUUCCUUUGAUGUUUACAAAGGUAUCCAUAAGAACUUUAAUUUCAGGGAAAAAAUGCCUGAUUUGCUCUUUUUGACGUUUCCUUGUCUCUUAAGAAGUCAGUUAAAUAUUUUUCAUAGUUUAUAUUCCUAUUUCAUAGAUUACUGUAAAAUGUGUUUAAACCUACGAAUUAUAAAAUAGUAUUUAGAUUCUAGCAUGAGUUAAAUAGAUCAAUCAUAUAUCUUUAGGUUUGUGGAUUUGACAUGUAAAUUAUGUGUUGUGUAUAAGUUACUAAACAUACUGCAUGGUUAUUGAUAAACUUGUUGCUUGUUUUUUCCAAAUGCUAUCAGUGUUUGUGGACUUUCUAAAAUUAGUGUGAAUUUUGGAAUGUUCUGUAAUAAAAUAUAAUUUCAACUAUUUUGUACAUUUAAACAUGCCAUGUUGUAUAUGUCUGUAUUUAAAAAUAUUGUAAAUAUCUGCAUUUUUAGAAUUAUGAAAGAUUUUCCUCAAAAAUGACAACUCUCCAUACUUAAUUGUGACACAUUAUAAAAUAUCUGAUUUUAAGCUUUUGGAUUUUAUCUUGUUCUAAAAAUUAAGUUUAAACAUGCUGGAGAUUCCAUAAAAAUAAAAUUUUGAAAAUAAAGUGA